AUGCAUGCCUGGAGUGCCCACAGUGUUUCAGCGCUGCUCACGGACCUGGCACUGAAUAGCUACGCUGAUCACCUGGCCUCACAGCGUGCACUGUCGGAUAAUUCGAACGGAGGGACGGCGCCAGGUGCCGUUUGUCUCGAAGAGGCACUGGCACCGCUGCAGCUGAUCCACGGAAAAGUGUUUACGUCAGCGGUAGGGAUUGCCCUCCAUGGGGCUGAGCUCAUCAUUCGCUACGUUGCAUGUGACAAGCUCGAGGAAGGUGAGAGGGAGGAGGAGGAGGAGAAACAGCAACAACAACAACAACGACAACCCUGGAGUGGCGACGGUAGUGAAAGUAGCUUCACUGGCAGGUGCCUCUACUUCGUUGGUGAGCAUCGUAUCCUGUCUCCGUAUUACUGCCCGUGUGGGGCGUACGGUUACCAGAGCAUCCGGCGUCAGGAGAUGUGGCUAUGCAAGCAUCUGCUGGCACUCCGCUUGGCGCUCCUACUCGAGCGACGCGGCCUCGUGAAUGACACCAUACGGGUACGAAGAGUGACCAUGUGCCAGUUCCGGGAUAUGAUGCAGCGGUUGGACUAG
Trypanosoma grayi is the source of this 576-nucleotide messenger RNA. RefSeq lists its product as hypothetical. NCBI's taxonomy places the organism in Eukaryota, Euglenozoa, Kinetoplastea, Trypanosomatida, Trypanosomatidae. Gene Ontology annotation, biological process: double-strand break repair via homologous recombination. The record is from RefSeq and is a predicted model, not a curated record. Bases 1 to 576 code for a protein of 191 amino acids. The transcript has a single exon. Gene Ontology annotation, cellular component: Shu complex.